CCCUCUAUCAGAGUUCCAUCUCCACGCGCCUCAGACCUCUAGCAUUCAAAGGGUUCUCGCUUUUCACGUGUGACGGCGGAGGUCUCGCUGCUCUCGUUCGAUGAACUUUCCACCCGAGGCUGCGCCCGCGCGCCCCAUCACCAGUCUCCACGCAACCGCCGUUCCGAGCGCACGUCAGUCGCCAACGCAUUCGGUUUUUCGCGGUUUUCCAACAAUUCAAACUCAGUGAGUGCCUGAAGCUAUUCAGUGAAGUGAAAUCUACUGUACUGUGUUGUUUAUUGAUAGACGACCAAGAUUAUUGUUGGAUAACGUAUGUGCGGAUUCGACGGGAGCGUAAAGCGAUCAGCGCACACUGAUGUAUGACACCCACAUGGUGCGAGGAUGCGUGAGGAGGAGCUGGAGGUGGCGCUGAAGGUGGUGAUCGUAGGCGAUGGAGGCGUCGGCAAGUCCAGCAUGAUCCAGCGCUACUGCCGCGGGACGUUCACCAGAGAUUAUAAGAAGACUAUUGGUGUAGACUUUUUGGAGCGACAAAUUGAGAUCGAUGGCGAGGAGGUGCGGCUCAUGUUAUGGGACACAGCGGGGCAGGAGGAGUUUGACGCCAUCACCAAGGCGUACUACCGCGGCGCGCACGCGUGCGUGCUCGCCUUCUCUACUACUGACCGGGACUCGUUCCUGGCGCUGCACUCGUGGAAACUUAAGGUGGAGAAUGAAUGUGGAGAAAUCCCAACCAUCAUAGUUCAAAAUAAAAUAGAUCUAAUGGACCAGUGCGUCGUCGGACCGGACGAGGCAGAGCUAGUGGCGCGUGCGCUUGGAUGCCGGCUGAUGCGUGCAUCAGUGAAAGAAGACGUAAACGUCGGUGCCGUGUUCCGCGCGCUGGCGGCGCGCUGCCUGGCCGACCAGCGGCGCGACGACGAGGACGUGCCGCCCUGCUCCGUCACCACGCCCGUCAUAGGCAACUUCACGAACCUGAACAGCAAUGGCACAAUACUUCUGCGGCCGGUGAAGGCGCGGCCCGGCGGCAAGAAGAAGAACGUACUGAGGAACGCUUGCCGGAUACUCUAACUUGACCAACGGACCUUGAGGCCGCGGACUGGACGCCAGCGGGCAGCGACGCGACCAGCUGGCGUUCAAGGACAUUCACACAUUUGAUCUAUUUAAAUGGCCUUGAAUUGACGCUCGUCCUCAGCCACACGUUUGCGUCCAGGCUUCGGCCUGAGAGAGAAGAGCCAUCUUGGAUUUUUACACGUUGCAUUCUGCGUUUGAACGUGCCAGUGACUGCUGUCAGAGGUCUUAACUAUGCAGUGGCACAUUCGUGUGAGUGACUAGGC
This is a messenger RNA of Cydia strobilella, 1328 nucleotides long. RefSeq names its product ras-related protein Rab-23 (gene Rab23). The transcript is spliced from 6 exons. Gene Ontology annotation, molecular function: GTP binding; GTPase activity. The record is from RefSeq and is a predicted model, not a curated record. Lineage: Eukaryota; Metazoa; Arthropoda; Insecta; Lepidoptera; Tortricidae. Gene Ontology annotation, biological process: vesicle-mediated transport. The coding region runs from base 382 to 1062 and encodes 226 amino acids.